UUGUUAGAUCAGGACAAUGGCCUCAAAUUCUUUUAUGCUUACGGAGAUAUGUUCAGUCCUGUCUUUAAUAAGCUUACAAGUCCCUGGAUUUCAUACACUCUCAUUAUAGACAUCCAACACUACAACUGCAUCUCAACAUUACAGACAAGAUCAAAGAGGAAUCAACAAACAAGAUGAACGCCCCUCGUUUUCUCCUCGUCAGCCUGGGGAAUCCAGAGCCACACUACAACACCCUUCACUCGGCAGGCCACCAUGCCCUCAACUCUCUUCAGAAACUCCUAGGCCCCUCACAACCCGCCUUCCACAGAGGUCGUUUCGGAGGCAGUUCCUGCUUGGCCUCAUUCGGUCCCAAAUACGCAAUGAUCCAGAGCCCCUCCGUCAUGAACGUAACCGGAAAAUGGUUGGCAAAGGCGUGGAAAGAGACACUUGGCACCCGGAACCCAGCAGACUUGAGUCUCAUCCUCGUUCACGACGACCUAGAAGAGGACCUGGGCUUCGUCAAGACAAGAAAGUGGAAGAGCAGCCACAGAGGUCACAACGGCAUCAAGAGCGUCAAUAACUGUCUCCGCGAGGCGGAUUACCCAGAGUCAAAGUGGGCAAGGAUAGCAGUCGGCAUUGGGCGGCCCGACGAGCGCGAUCACUCUACGGUAUCUAACUACGUCCUGAAGCGCAUGACCAAGGACCAAUGGGCUGCUCUCGAGAACGAAGGCGGACCUGGUGUGCUUGAGUGCCUUCUCGCAUUUGAAGAGAAGCUUGAUGCUGCAGCUGGGAAGUGAAGCAUCCGAAGCAUUACUCACUUCUCAUCCUCCACCUCACACCUUGGCCGCCCGGUAGCCCUACAUCCAUUCUGAGCCUUCGCCGUAAUUCGAGGCGGCAAGAAGGCAGCAUGAGACGAUGGCCUUGCAAAUGCGCCUCUGC
Messenger RNA from Colletotrichum phormii, 918 nucleotides. Its product is annotated as peptidyl-tRNA hydrolase. Lineage: Eukaryota; Fungi; Ascomycota; Sordariomycetes; Glomerellales; Glomerellaceae. Bases 174 to 776 code for a protein of 200 amino acids. Gene Ontology annotation, molecular function: peptidyl-tRNA hydrolase activity. The transcript has a single exon. The record is from RefSeq and is a predicted model, not a curated record.